Varanus komodoensis (Komodo dragon) is the source of this 2759-nucleotide messenger RNA. RefSeq names its product CD40 ligand (gene CD40LG). The transcript is spliced from 5 exons. Gene Ontology annotation, molecular function: tumor necrosis factor receptor binding. The record is from RefSeq and is a predicted model, not a curated record. Gene Ontology annotation, cellular component: membrane. Gene Ontology annotation, biological process: immune response. Lineage: Eukaryota; Metazoa; Chordata; Lepidosauria; Squamata; Varanidae. Bases 51 to 815 code for a protein of 254 amino acids.
AGCAUUCAUGCUGCUUGCACACACCCCAAGCCUUCGGAGGACACAGAUCCAUGGACCUCAGUGAGCCCUAUUCCCCAGACACCACAAGACCUGCCAGGGUACCUGUCACCAUGAAGGCAUUCCUGAGUUUGAUCUCACUGUUUGUGGUUGUGCAGCUCAUCGGGACAGCUCUAUUUGGCUUAUAUCUUCACAUGAAGCUGGACAAGGUGGGAGAUGAACUGAAUUUACAAGAAGAUGUUGUGUUCCUCAGAAGACUGCAGAAGUGUCGGAAAUCACAGGAUCCUGAUACUACCCUUCUGGAUUGUACAAAGAUAUUGAAAACCUUCAAUGAUCUACAGGAUGUAAGCAGCAAGGUUCCACAAGAAAGUCCAUUCGCCAUGCAGAAAGGAGACAAGAUACCACCUGCAGCUAUUCACCUGGCCGGCUUGAAGGACAGCAAGAAAGUUUUGCAGUGGCAGAAGGCCAUCUAUGCCCCAAUGGAUGACACAUUUUCCUACCAAGAUGGAAAUCUGAAGGUCACCAAAAGUGGACGCUACUUCAUCUACUCGCAGGUUGCCUUUUGCAGCAACAUGUUGCCACAUGUUCCAUUCAGCGUCUACGUUUAUCUGAACCUGCCAUUCCAGGUGGACCAGCUCCUGUUGAAAGGGGUGGGGACCCAUGGCACGUCGGGGGACCUGUGUGGGCUGCAGUCGAUCCACCUUGGGAGAACUGCUGAACUCCAGCAGGGCCACACCAUCUUCGUGAACGUGACGGACUCCUCAAGAGUGAAUUACAACCACGAAAAUACGUACUUUGGUGUGUUUCAGCUGUCUUAGAAAGGCCUCGAAGCUUCACUUUGCUGAGCAAGGUGACGUCUCCUGGCCCCGUAAUACUAUUUAUAACCCACUUCAUCUUCAUCCCCCCUACACCCUGUGUAUUUUAUUUUAUUUAUUAAUAAGAGGCCAUGUGUAUAUCCUCAGAACCAGAAAGUAAUGCUGGCAUCCAAGGCCUAAAAGUGUGCAAAGCUGGUAUCGGAUGCUGCCAAACUUUGCACCAGCCAAAAUGUUGCCAUUUCCCGUCCUAAACACUCCUGUGCUGGCACAAGGAGUCUUAAGACUGCUUCUUCCAUUUCUUCCAGUGCUGUUGGCUUCCAGUGCUGUUGGUUACAAAUCUAAAUGCGACUCAUAUCUCUCAUACAUGACAGGCAUACCCUGGGAAAGGGUUGUAGCUCAGGGCUGCGGCACCUGUUCUGCACACAAAAGGCCCCGAGCCUGGUCCCCAGCUGAUCUCCAGGUGGAGCAGGAAGAACCUUACCUGACAUCCUGGUGACCUGCUGCCAGCCUGUGCAGACACUCUGGAGCUAAAUGGAGCAAUGCUCUGACACCCUAAAGGCAUUUCUUGAGCAUACAGUCUAAGGCAUAUAACACAAAUCCAGAAAAGUGUCUCCUUUAAGGAUUGAGCGGACUAUAUAUUUUAGGACACAAUUUUACCGGGAUGCCCAUAAGGCCCUGACCUUGGAGGUGCAGAAAGGGGGCCAUGAUGGAGGUGAUCUUCCCCUCCCCAUCCUCCUCCUGUGUGUUUUGCUAGAUGAACUCUUCCAUCCCUCCUGCUGGGGCACCUCGGAGAGGGGAGAAAUGGGGCCGCAACAUCUGGAGAGCAGCCUCCUCUCCUGACCCCCUGAGGCAGCAUCUUGCCCCUUCCUCCAGCACUGCUUUCCUGAGCUUGGAGAGCAGCCAUGCCAACCAUGAGAUGCUUCCUAGGAAGCUGGGAAGCUGAACCAGCCUGUGACCCUCAGACAAUAUCUAGGGUGCAGAGCAUGAGGAUCCUUCACCUCUGAUCAUAGACGUGUAGAGCUAGAAGGGCCGUUCGGACCAUCCGCUCCACCCUUCUGCUCGGUGCAGGACUCCUUGUAGGCACGCCAGAGAUGAGCAUUCCCAGUCCGCAGCUGAGCAACGAAGUCUUUGGUCUAAGCUACAGGACAGACACACAGCUCCCAUGGCUCCUCCAAGGCACAAAUGCAUGUGGGUGUUUAACUAUCAGUCUUUUUGCAAACACUUUUGCAAGCACCAUUUGAUAGCUUAGCCAGGUCAGCAUCGUUCCUACUUUGCCGAAUUAAACUGAAGCCAGAAGUUGUUUUGAAAAAGGGAGAGUGAAUUCAGUGUUUUGAGAGAGGGUUUACUUCCUGUGGGACGCUCAGAGACUUCUUCAGACUUGCUGUCACUUCUGGUCAAAAAGGUUUGGCAGGCUUUUGCUACCACUACAAAUUCUGCAAAAGUCCUUUAGCAGAGGCUGAAGCAUACCAAACUCUGGCGCAGUGUUCCUCUUUCAAGUCUCCUUUAAUUCUCUUGAAAAAACGUGAGCAUGUCUUAAAUUGACAUUUCACUGCUCUUACUAGCUCAUUGGCUUUCGAUUGGUGCUUUCAAUUGGAUGUUUUAAAGAGGUUUUGGCUUGUAUUUGGGUAUUUCUGUAAACCAUCUUCAAGGUAAGGAAAUGUAUUACCUGGUGAUUUUUAAAAUUGUGUUGGAGGUGACUCCACUAAAGCAUGAUACCAUAAUGGAUAAUAUGCUUUUCUGAGUUCUUAUCAUGUUUGUUACAAAGCUUGAAAGAUGGGUGAAAUAGAGCACAUUCUUCUACUGAUAUAACUCAUUUCUUUAACCUGUUGUAAAAAGGUCAUUUUUGUUCACAUCAGCAGCAGUUUUCUGAACUGUUUGCAAUAAAUUCUGACCUGUCUUUAAUCCAAAGGUUAAUUAAUGAAUAAAAACAAUGUACUGUAAGGAAAA